GCGCUGGGACCGCUAAUGAUACUAGCCCGGCUCACCACCCGCCACCCAACACGGUUAGUGGUUCACUCCGAACACCCCUCGCUGCUUGGCUGGUGCUGCGGCCGGCCUCACUUCCGGUUGUUGCCGGGCCCUAUAUCCGGUGUCCGCCCGCCCUCCAUCCCGCUGGCUCCGCGAUGCUGUCCCGGUCCCGCUGCGUGUCCCGGGCGUUCAGCCGCUCGCUUUCUGCCUUCCAGAAGCAUUAACAACAGUAGCGUCUUCAGUGUUCGCUUCUUCCAAACCACGGCAGUGUGCAAGAAUGAUGUGAUUACAGUCCAGACCCCAGCGUUUGCAGAGUCUGUCACAGAGGGAGAUGUCAGGUGGGAGAAAGCUGUUGGAGAUGCAGUUGCAGAAGAUGAAGUGGUGUGUGAGAUUGAGACAGACAAGACUUCUGUGCAGGUUCCAUCACCAGCAAAUGGCAUCAUUGAAGCUCUUUUGGUACCCGAUGGGGGCAAAGUUGAAGGAGGAACUCCUCUAUUCACACUCAGGAAAACCGGUGCUGCUCCUGCUAAGGCCAAACCAGCUGAAGCCCCUGCUACAGCCCACAAAGCAGCGCCUGAAGCACCGGCGGCCCCUCCUCCUCCUGUAGCACCAGUGCCCACUCAGAUGCCACCUGUGCCCUCACCCUCACAACCUCCUUCUAGCAAACCAGUGUCUGCAAUAAAACCCACUGCUGCCCCUCCACUGGCUGAGGCGGGAGCUGCUAAAGGCCUGCGCUCAGAACAUCGGGAAAAGAUGAACAGGAUGCGGCAGCGCAUCGCCCAGCGUCUGAAGGAAGCCCAGAACACCUGCGCAAUGCUGACGACGUUCAAUGAGGUUGACAUGAGUAACAUACAAGAGAUGAGAGCUCGGCACAAAGAUGCUUUCCUGAAAAAACAUAACCUGAAAUUAGGCUUCAUGUCGGCAUUUGUGAAGGCCUCAGCAUUCGCCUUGCAGGAGCAGCCUGUAGUAAACGCAGUGAUUGAUGACGCAACCAAGGAGGUGGUGUACAGAGAUUAUAUUGACAUCAGUGUCGCAGUUGCUACCCCAAGGGGUCUCGUGGUUCCUGUCAUCAGGAAUGUGGAAACUAUGAAUUAUGCAGAUAUUGAACGGACCAUUAAUGAACUAGGAGAGAAGGCCCGGAAGAAUGAACUUGCCAUCGAAGACAUGGAUGGGGGCACCUUCACCAUCAGCAAUGGAGGAGUUUUCGGCUCACUUUUCGGAACACCCAUUAUCAACCCGCCUCAGUCUGCCAUUCUGGGCAUGCAUGGCAUCUUCGACAGGCCUGUGGCUGUGGGGGGCAAGGUGGAAGUCCGACCUAUGAUGUAUGUAGCCCUGACCUACGACCACCGGCUGAUUGAUGGCAGAGAGGCUGUGACUUUCCUCCGAAAAAUCAAGGCAGCAGUAGAAGAUCCACGAGUCCUCCUCCUAGACCUUUAGGAGGAAGCCACACACCCUACCUACUGAUCAUGCAGGAACUGAAAAACCAGUCUUCUCCCCGACCCUCCUCAGUCCCAGGUUAACCUGAGGGCAGGCAGGCACUACCAUUGGCCUCGAGCAAGGACUCCAGGGCACUACGUAACCAGCUUUCAUGGGUCUUUUUUAGUGUUCCUUCUAGGCUCUUCCUCUCUCCGUGUGACUCUUACCUUCUGCUCUCUUGGGCCUGAGCGAGAGAGAGAGAGAGAGAGAGAGAGAGAGAGAGAGAGAGAGCCCUGUGGAUGCCCAUCAAUAGUCCUGCCUUUAUUCCAGUCCUCUACAAAGACACCUUUGCUUCUCUCCAGUAACAGUAUGCUAUAGGGAUACCACCAGGGACCAUGUGAUUGAGUUUCUGUCUUUGGAAAGUGUUCUCCAAAGAUGCCUAGGGGGAAGCUUUGCCUCCGGGGCUCAAAGCAGCCUCUGUCGCAGCUGUUCUUGGUCUCACUUGAUGCCCCCUGUGUGGGGUAUUGAACAUAGGCAAAGCAGGGCACCCUCAUCCUAACCUGUCAGCGGCUUCAAGGUGCCUCUCUACCUCUGACAGGAAGCACAGGCUGGAGGAUUUAGGGAUAGGCACAAUUGUGCUGGGUCCCUGAGGCUACCUGUUGUAGUCACAGAUGGGAGUUGAAACUUGGCUUGCCUUUACAGGCUCCAUUGUAUGCUGGCACUGGGAAGAUUCAUGUUGUCAUAACUACGUACAACUGUUGUCCAUCAUACCAACCCUUUCCAGCUUCUAGGAAUCAUUCUAGGACGGUGUUCUCACGUAAAGCAGAUUUUAGCAUAUCAUGGCAGUGGGACAGCCUGGUGAACGGACUGUUCUCACCAGAUCAGGCUGAUGAGAGCUUUUAAAUUCAAGGUGGUACGAGCAUGUGCUGGGAAGGGCUGUUCUCUCCCUUCCUGGGAUGUGGCCUGUGGGGAGCAAGGCCUUGGUUCCUCUGGUGAAGGACACAGAUAAGGGGAGGAUGGACUGUGGCGGGAACCAGCCUCAGGAGUUAGGAGAGUGAAGAGAUAAUGACGUCAUCGCUACACUCACCCUUCAGGGGUAGGUGGUAGUUAGAAUAUUUUUGAAGCAUGGUGAAAUGUAAUUAACUGGUUAUGAAAGCUCCUAGCCCUUGUGUCCUUCACUGAGCCUGAGACUGCUGACAGCUGACAUGGGGCCAUUAGUGCUGAAUGCCCUUUUUUCUUGUAAUCCAAGACUUGCUGGGGGGAGGGGAAGAGGUCAGUAUUGAGUGCCUGCAACAUCUGCUACUAUAGCUAUACCAUUCAGAACUUGUAAUGAAAAUAUUUAAAGAGACUGAUUUUGAAUGAAAAUUAAAGGGCAAAUGUUCUCAAACAGGG
Molecule: messenger RNA, 2826 nt
Organism: Rattus norvegicus (Norway rat)
Lineage: Eukaryota; Metazoa; Chordata; Mammalia; Rodentia; Muridae
Gene: Dlst
Product: dihydrolipoamide S-succinyltransferase
Biological process (GO): 2-oxoglutarate metabolic process; tricarboxylic acid cycle
Cellular component (GO): oxoglutarate dehydrogenase complex; nucleus; mitochondrial matrix
Molecular function (GO): acyltransferase activity; dihydrolipoyllysine-residue succinyltransferase activity
Source: RefSeq, a predicted model, not a curated record